AUGGCUUCUUGUAUAUCCACUCCCUCGCCUUCUUCCCGAUUACAACUCACUAAAACAACCUUCAUUGCUGCAACUUCACUCCCUCUCUAUCACAGAAGUAAAUGUGAAUUGAACAGAAGGAGUUUAGCAGUUAGAGGAAUUGUAGCAACUGGAGUUUCAGCUAUGGCUAUGGCUUCCACUCUUACUUCUCAACCUCAACCACCUCAAGAGAAGGGACUUGAAAGAUUAGCAUAUAAAGCUGAAGGGUACAAUUAUUGGAAGUGGAAGGAUCAUAACAUUCACUAUGUUGUACAAGGAGAAGGACCUCCUCUUGUUCUUAUUCAUGGUUUUGGUGCAUCUGCUUUCCACUGGAGAUACAAUAUUCCAGAAUUGGCGAAGAAACACAAGGUUUAUGCCUUAGACUUGCUUGGAUUUGGGUGGAGUGACAAAGCACUCGUCGACUAUGAUGCCAUGGUGUGGAGGGAUCAAGUCACAGACUUCUUGAAGGAAAUCGUAAAAGAACCAGCUGUUUUGGUUGGAAACAGCCUUGGAGGAUUUACUGCUUUGAUUGCAGCAACCGGGUUGCCUGAGUUUGUCAACGGGGUCGUUCUACUGAAUUCUGCAGGACAAUUUGGUGAUGGAAAUAAGGAACGUAAAAACUCCGAGGAAACAACACUACAAAAGUUUUUCCUAAAGCCUUUGAAGGAAGUUUUCCAGCGUGUAGCUCUCGGAUUUAUAUUCUGGCAAUCGAAACAACCCACUCGGAUUAAAUCAGUUUUAAAAAGUGUGUAUGUAAACUCUUCCAAUGUGGAUGAUUAUCUUGUGGAAUCUAUAACAAGGCCAGCUCAAGACCCCAAUGCAGGAGAAGUUUAUUACAGGUUAAUGACGCGCUUCAUGAUGAAUCAGAGCAAGUACACUCUAGAUUCUGUGUUAAGCGAACUCUCUUGCCCGUUGCUUCUGCUAUGGGGUGACCUUGAUCCAUGGGUUGGUCCAGCCAAAGCUAAUAAAAUCAAAGAGUUUUAUCCGAAAACAACUCUCGUUCACUUGCAAGCCGGGCAUUGUCCACACGACGAGACACCCGAGCUUGUUAACACAGCAUUGUUGGACUGGCUCACAACCCUUACUCCUCAAGUCACUCUCCAAACAGUUUGA
Messenger RNA from Vicia faba (fava bean), 1131 nucleotides. The record is from the annotation of a GenBank genome assembly. Lineage: Eukaryota; Viridiplantae; Streptophyta; Magnoliopsida; Fabales; Fabaceae.